AUGUCUUCGUCAGACUUUGCUGAUAACAUUUCCAAGUGGGAGGAACGUGUAUGCAUAAACAGUGGAAGAAAGUUUUUCAAACCUAAAGUCAGUGGAUCUAUUACACCUGCUGUUGGAAUGUUUUUUAAGUCAUUUGAUGAGGCUUUUGCGUUUUAUCAGAGAUAUGCACUUGCUGCAGGUUUUUCUGCAAGAAAAAAUACCUCUUGGAAAAAUGUUGGUGGUUUAGUGAAAAUAAGAUAUAUUGUCUGUUCAAAAGAAGGAUUUCAUGUUAGCAAAGAAAUAGAUUCUGGUUCAGCUGAGAAUAGUAAAAAGAUUGUUAGACGUAAUAGAGGUUCAAAAAGAGUUGGAUGCAAUGCUCAUGUGAAACUAAUAUUAAAGAACAAUAAUAUGUUUAAAAUCUACUACUUUGAAGAAGAACAUAAUCAUAUCUUUGUUGAAGAUGAAGAUAUUCAUUUCUUGCCGGCUGCCAGAAGUAUCGAUUAUGUGAAAGAAAGUUUUAUAUCUGGAUUGUCUGCAAUCAAUAUUGGACCUGUUAAAGCAUUCAGUAUUAUGAAAACAAUGUAUGGUGGUUUUGGUGAAGUUGGUGCUAGUAAAGUUGAUUGUAAGAAUUAUAGAAGGGAUUUGAAUCUUUACAUCGGAGAGUAUGAUGCAGAAAUGGUAGUUAGGCGUCUUAUUAGGAAGAAAGAAUGUUGUCCUGGUUUCAAAUGUGAUUAUGUUAUUGGUGAAGAUAGAAGAUUGAAAGGGCUUUUCUGGGCUGAUGAGCAAUCAAAAAAAAAAAAUUAUACAGUGUUUGGUGACAUAUUUGGUUUUGAUGCUACUUAUAAAUCAAACAAGUAUGAUUUGGUUUUUGUACCAUUUACUGGUAUUGAUAAUCAUUUUAGGAAUGUCACAUUUGGUGGUGCAUUACUUGGUUCGGAGACUUCAGAUUCUUAUAGAUGGCUUUUAAGGUGCUUUGUUAAUGCUUUUGGAAGUGAGCCUAAAGUUGUUGUUACUGAUCAAGAUGCUGCAAUGAAGAGAGCUAUUAAGGAUGUACUUUCAAGAAGUAGGCAUAGGUUAUGUAUGUGGCAUAUAUGGGAGAAAUUGAAGACAAAGGUAUUAACUGCGUUUUAUGAUAUAACAAACUUUGGUCCUGUUUUGUCAGCAAACACUGAUUUUAAUACAAGAAUGACUCAUGUUGUUUGGAAUGAUACUAUUAUUCCAAAAGAUUUUGAAACUGAGUGGCAUUUAAUAAUGUCUACUUUUGGAUUGGAAAAUCAUGAGUGGUUAAAAGAUAUGUACGAUCUUCGAUUUGAUUGGAUUCCUGCUUAUUACCAUGGAGAGGAUUUGGCUGGACUUAUGCAUACUACGUCAAGAUGUGAAAGCGAGAAUUACUUCUUUGGUCAGAUUUGCAAUCCAAGAUGUACACUUGUUGAAUUUUUCACUCAUUUUGAGACUGCAAUGGAUAUUCAAAGGCAUGAGCAUAGGAGGAAUGAUCAUGAUACAAGGUAUAUUGAGUGUAAACCCUGGAGUGACUUUGUAUUGGAGAAACAAGCAUCAGAAAUAUAUACCAAAACUAUUUUUAAGGAUAUUCAGGUGCAAUACAGCAAACAAGAAGAUGGUUUAAGUAUAAGUUGUUCUUACAAACGGUUUGAACAAUUUGGUAUAUUGUGCCGCCAUAUAUUUUACGUAUUACGGUAUGAUGAUAUAAGUGAGUUUCCUAGAAGAUAUGUUCAUAGAAGAUGGAUGAGAGAUGUUAUUUCAGUUGGAUCAAAUCAUUCCAAUAUUCGGUUUGAUGAAAUUGGUAGGAAUAGUGAAAUUGAUAAAGUUUAUAGAGAAAUCGUUGUUGCAAAUGAGUAUGUGGUUAAUAGGCUGGUUGGCGAUUUAGAUGAACUGUGUCGUUACAGGGAUCAUAUUAAAAGUUAUAUUGAUAAAGCGGAUGAGGUUAUGGUUGUUGCGCCGCCUCCUAGUCGCAAAGAAAGAUUUGCUGAUAUUGGAGGGAACUUAGAAAAAUCAGAUUCUAUGAUUCGUGUCUCGAUCAAAAUAAGGACCAAAGAAUGCGGUGUACAAAAAAGGAUCAAGUCUAAUCGUGAGAUUGCAAUUCAGAAAUCAUCAAAGAUCCAGAAAUCGUGCCGUGUAUGUGGUGGAAAAGGACAUAACAGUCGCACAUGUAAAGAUAAGGUUUCUUCUAAUGUUAUAGGUUCUAGCAAUGCAAUGUAA
Messenger RNA from Helianthus annuus (common sunflower), 2196 nucleotides. RefSeq names its product protein FAR1-RELATED SEQUENCE 5-like. The transcript is spliced from 5 exons. The record is from RefSeq and is a predicted model, not a curated record. Gene Ontology annotation, molecular function: zinc ion binding. The coding region runs from base 1 to 2196 and encodes 731 amino acids. Lineage: Eukaryota; Viridiplantae; Streptophyta; Magnoliopsida; Asterales; Asteraceae. Gene Ontology annotation, biological process: regulation of DNA-templated transcription.